AUGGCAUCUAAACGACUGAUCAAAGAGCUUGACAUGUUCAAUCGGGAGCCUUCCUCCGCCGUUGUCGAGCUUGCUACUGUAAGCGAUGAGGACCUCUUCCACUUGCGAGCUGUGCUGAAGGGACCGGAUGAAACUGCCUACGAAGGCGGCCUCUUCAUCCUCUCCAUCUCUAUCCCAUCCAACUACCCUUCCUCCCCACCGGAGAUCUACUUCCAAACGCCCUGCUGCCAUCCUAACGUCAACUUCAAGACCGGAGAGAUCUGUCUGGAUCUGCUGAAGACGUCGUGGACGCCCGCGUAUGGGGUGGUGAGUACAUUGGAAGCGGUACAGCAGCUGUUGAGUGCGGGCGGUGAGCCGGAUAGUCCUUUGAACAUCGAUCUUGCGAAGUUGCUGCGGGCAGGAGAUCUGGUUGGUGCGGAGGGGUUGGUGAGGCUGUAUACGAGGCUGUAUGCUAUGGGAAGAUAA
Messenger RNA from Saxophila tyrrhenica, 465 nucleotides. RefSeq lists its product as uncharacterized. Lineage: Eukaryota; Fungi; Ascomycota; Dothideomycetes; Mycosphaerellales; Extremaceae. The coding region runs from base 1 to 465 and encodes 154 amino acids. The record is from RefSeq and is a predicted model, not a curated record. The transcript has 2 exons.